Molecule: messenger RNA, 8898 nt
Organism: Spodoptera frugiperda (fall armyworm)
Lineage: Eukaryota; Metazoa; Arthropoda; Insecta; Lepidoptera; Noctuidae
Gene: BomSIFR
Product: neuropeptide SIFamide receptor
Exons: 3
Coding region: 264-1676 (470 amino acids)
Biological process (GO): G protein-coupled receptor signaling pathway
Cellular component (GO): membrane
Molecular function (GO): neuropeptide Y receptor activity; peptide binding
Source: RefSeq, a predicted model, not a curated record
ACGCCAAACCAACCGCGCGUAGACCUGCUACGACUUGCCGCGCCAAACCCCCGGAACUUUUCAUACUUUUCUAAUGGAACAUUAGAGUUUACGUUUUCGUGUGCUGUGAAUAAAAAUAUUAUUUUGCUGACUUUUGAUGUGUGAAACGAAUAAUAAAUAAAUUAGAAUUAACUUAGUGAUGUGUGAUUAUUAUUUUUUAUAGUAAUAAUUUCGAAUUGUUGACAGUUUAGUGUUAUUAUUUUGCGGAAAUGUCAUAUUGAAAAAUGGCACCUUUAAGGAUUCCGUCGAGUGAUUUCAUGAGUGAGGAUGCUACGUAUAAUUUUUCGACACACACUCAGGAGCCGCGGCACCACUGGCGCCACCACAACCACUCGCACAUGAGGGAGAGCCACAAGCACAACGUGGUGGACAUUCUGUCCAACUCCAUCAUGGAGGCGAUGAACAGUAAGUUCGUGCCUGACAACAGCGUGCUGCCGGACCUGGAGCCGCUGUCGACGCACAUGGACGGCGCCCUGGACCGGCACCACCCGCUGCGGAUGAACGUGACGCUGAACCGGUCCGACCUGGAGAUGAUCUCCGACGAGGUGAUGUACCGGCACGGGGGCGCGAUGACGGCAGUGUACUGCGCCGCGUACUUGCUCGUGUUUCUCGUGGGACUUAUCGGGAACUGUUUCGUGAUAGCCGUGGUGUACCGCUCGCCGCGGAUGAGAACUGUUACCAACUUCUUCAUCGUGAACCUGGCGGUCGCUGAUAUCCUCGUCAUCGUGUUCUGUUUGCCGGCCACUCUGAUGUCCAACAUAUUUGUCCCGUGGGUGCUCGGCUGGCUGAUGUGUAAGACGGUGCCCUACGUGCAAGGGUUGUCAGUCGCCGCAUCAGUCUACAGUCUCGUCGCAGUCUCACUUGACAGAUUUCUGGCCAUUUGGUGGCCCUUGAAAUGCCAGAUCACCAAGCGGCGAGCGAGGAUGAUGAUUGUCUUCAUCUGGAUCUUCGCCAUCAGCGUCACCACCCCCUGGGUCUUCUUCUUUGACUUAGUGGUGGUCUUCGACGAGAGCCCACAUGUCCGGCUAUGCCUUGACGUCUGGCCAAACCCCAUCAGUGAAGUCCUCUAUUUCGUGAUCGGAAACCUCAUCUUCUGCUACAUACUCCCCAUGGUUCUCAUUACCAUGUGCUACAUUCUCAUAUGGAUCAAAGUUUGGAGGAGAUCGAUCCCCACUGACACCCAAGAUGCUCAGAUGGAAAGGAUGCAGCAGAAAUCUAAAGUCAAAGUUGUGAAGAUGUUAGUCGCUGUCGUCAUACUUUUCGUCUUGUCCUGGUUCCCACUGUACCUGAUCUUUGCAAGGAUUAAGCUCGGAGGACCAAUCCAAAAAUGGGAAGAAGAAAUGUUCCCAGUCGUAACACCUCUAGCCCAAUGGCUAGGUGCCUCAAACUCUUGCAUAAAUCCAAUAUUAUAUGCAUUCUUCAACAAGAAGUACAGAAAGGGUUUCGUGGCGAUCAUUAAGAGUAGGAAAUGCUGUGGAAGGCUGCGUUACUACGAGACCAUUGCUCUGCAAUCAUCGAGUACUUCCACGAGGAAGUCCUGGCAUUACAACAAUAACAACCAUCCGUCAAUCACUCGGCGGUCGCCCCCCGUCGACAAGAACGCAGUGUCGUUCAUCUUCAACCACACGGGAGUGUAAGAGGUCGUGAGGUGCGCUUUGGAUUUCGAAUUAGAGCCAUGGUCGGCUUUGCGUCGGGCACUCGGGCCGUGGGCGGCCGCAGCUAGCGACGCGUCUCAGCAUAUCGACACAUACGACAUUUUCUAUUGUACGUUUUAAUUUCAACAGUUUGGUGUUGUCUUGUGCGAGAACAGUUAAUGACUUUCGAACUAGCAUAGAGUACUUAAGUGAACAUAAUCAGUGUUUUAAUAAUGCUAGUAGUUGUAACUUGUAACUUUUAUACGUAAGUCGGUUAAAUGUUUUAAGGAGAUUUUAUUUUUACACUGAUCGUAAUAAUAUUAGGAGCGUAUGGAAACGCACAUCGAGCACAAAAAUGUAAAUCGAGUUUUAUAUUUUUUCUUAAUAUAUCUUAUAUACUUAUUAUAUUGUAUUAUAUUCAUGUAUUUCAGUUACAUGAUUUUAAUCCAGUACAAAUAUUUACGCUUUGCUUUUAUGUAUGGAAUGGUUUUUACUUUACUUAUUUCCUAAAUUGAAUAAUUCCAUAUCUCUUUUGACGUUGUAUACAUACAUACAUUACAUACGGGUAAAUUAUUAAAAUUUUGUACAAAAAUAUGAAAAAGAAAAUACAAAAUGAUAAACAUUGAAACAAAAUACUCUAUUGACAGUACAAAAAUAAUUGUGUAACACUUGGUAGGAAAUAAGCUUUUAAUAUUUUCAAAACAGUUUUUCAUACUUUCUGUUUUUGCAUUUUAUUUUUACUACAAUUGGAUAAAAUAUCGUUUAUUUCUUAUUUAACGAUUAUAUUUAUCUAUACAAAAUGUCAGUAAACCAAUGAAAUACCUAUGUUAGAUAGAAUUUAUUUAACACAAACGAUUACUAGAGAAUUUAGAAAAUGCGCUAUAUAUAAAUAGAAUUAAAGUAGUUAUUGCGGUGGCAAUAAGUUUGUUAAAGCUCGUUAAAAGUGUGACUAGUUUCUUGGAGAAAUAUUUAAAGUUGUUGAUAAAGUAUUGGAAUUUUUGAAAUGGACAUGUUUUCACAUACAAAAACAUAUUAUAUUUGAACAUUCCUUAGUUACCUCAGUCAUUUUCUUUAGAUCUAGAUGAUUUCAAUAGCAAAACAAAAUUGGUUGAUGUAAAAAUUUUUUCUUAAUUUUUUUAGUUGACAAUUUUGAUAUUCAAAAUGUCAGUUGAUCUAAUUCUGACAUGUCCAUGUCAAAACGUAUGACGACGAGCUUCGUAAGUAAGUCUUUAUAGUAAGGAGACCUAGGUCUCAAGUUAAUUAUAACCUUCGUAUAUAACGAGUCUGCGCUAAGCACAGGCUAUUAGCCGCUUAUAAUGCACAAAAAGAUAUAUUAAUAACGAUAACAUAAUGUAAUAACGAUAUAACUAUUGUAUAUUUUUAAACUAAUAUACUAUUACGAGGUGGGAAAUAAAAAUAUUUUCGAUAUUAUUAGGUUAGUUUAUACUGUAGAUAUUGAAAUAAACGUCAACUUUUGCAUGUUGUUACAUAGUUUUUGUUUUAAAUUAUAGUGAUUCUUGAUUUAUUUGUCAAAAAUGCCCUGUUUAUUUUGUAGAAAAUAUUUAUUUUUAAUUAAAUGAUAAAACAUAAUUAUUAUGUUGUGUUUUAUUAUUUAAUUAAAUAAUUUCGUUGUUUUUUAAAUAAAUUAUUGUAUUUUUAUUUCUCACAAACAUUCGUCGUUAUAAUUGUAAUAGUCAUAUACAAGGUGUAACAAAAUACCCAUAUACAUCAAGAAGCACUGAAGAAUACAGGUUUAAUAGAAUCUCUACACAAAGUUUCAGCCUAAAAUUCGUUUAAAAAAAAUUGGUACCAAAUUCUUGAUGUCGUAUGAUUCUUGAUUUUAAAUCAUACAAACGUGUCACAACACUACAGGGGUCGAGACAUUUCUUCUGUAAAUCUGAUCGCCUAGUACCUAUCUACCUAAUUUUGAUUCGCGCGGCGACGGUGCGUGCGUAAUUUACAUUAGACGCUUUGUUUGCCUAGUACCUGUACGCUAAAACUUGCCUAAACAUUAAAAUGAAAUAGCUAAAAUUUGCCUAAACAUUAAAAUGAAAAAUUUAUUUAACUUACAUUUUUAAAGAUAUGGUUCGAUGUGACUACCGUGAUAGUGAAUACACAACACACUUUUGCUUGCUUGUAAAACAAAUCUCAAUCACAAUCACAACAAUAUCAAACACCUUCUGAAUGCUACGUUAAAUAUUCUCUCUUACAAACACUGUUACAAUACCAACGAAAGAUAAUUCAACUCCACAUUAAAGAAAUUGAUAAUAUUUUUUCGUAAAACUAAAAUUCUAAUAUUUUUCCGAAAUACUGAGAUGACUGAAACGUUCAUGAUGACAAUAUUAUGUCAACCCUGACAACUAGGGCUGGCUAUCUGAGAUCUUCUUCCCGCGAACCAAAAAGGUUGAUACCUAUUUUAAAUCGGUUCACAUUAUUAUUGAAUCGGUAAUGUAAAUUAGAUGAGGAAUGAUAUUUCUAUGUAUUACACUGUAAAGAAAUGCAUUGAAUAGUAGCCAAUUAAAAUACAACAUGCGUGUUUUAUCUAUUAAUUUAAUCAAAUACGUAUUUUAAAAAUAAACGUCGAAUUUAACUACAGGCUCUUAUUAGCCCUGAAAAAGUUAACAACUUAGCCUUAGUUUACAAGUAACUAAUGUAGUUACAAAUAAUAUUUGAUUUUUACAGUGUCCUUUUAACUAUUAUGAAAUACAUCGAACCAAGAACGAUAAAUCGUAUUUUCUUUAAAUCGGUUUCUUUCGGAGUGAGUCCCCCAUCCUCAAUGACAAUUCCUAUGUACAGAGAGAGAGAGAGACAUCCAAAGAGAGUAGCCAACAGACGAUGACAACAUUUCCAUCUCUCUCACAUAAUACACUCAAGCAACGCGUGCGACUGGGAAACAAGAUUUUAUCGUAUUUAAUAUGAAAUUAGGGAUCUGUGAGUGCGCAACCGUUUUCCAAUUUAUGUAAUGACAAUUCUCGUUUCUUAUGGAUUCCUAGUACUUUUGCAUGUUAACUAAACUAAACUGCUGAGUUUUUCGUGAAAUUUUGUCUAUCUAUCUGUAAAUUCUGUCGAUAAUUUAAUUAAAAUGAAGAACGGAACCCCCUGUGAGUUUAUUUGUACUAGGAGACACAUAAUUUGCUUAGAAUUGAUGUUUAGGGUUCAAAUAUUACGAUAUGAAAUCCUUUUUCGUAGCGUCUUCAAUUAUUUUAAUAACAAUUCUCGUUUCUUAUGGAUUCCUAGUAUUUUUACAUGUUUUUCUCAUUAAGACUAAGCUAAUUUGCUGAGUUUUUUUUUAAUUCUGUCAAUCUCUCUAAACGCCUCCAAGUAAAAACGUUUAUUAAAAAAAUAUUCAAGAACGGAACCCCCUGGGAGUUUUUUGUACUAGGACACACAUAACUUGCAUAGAAUUGAUAUUUAGGGUUCAGUUGAACACAAUAUUAUGAUAUGAAACCCUUUUUCGUAACGUCUUCAAUGUAUGUAAUAACAAUUCUCGUUUCUUAUGGGUUCCUGGUACUUUUGCAUGUUUUUCUCAUUAAGACUAGGUAAAGGUAGGUAAGAGUAAGGUAGGUAGGUAGGUAGGUAGGUAGGUAGGUACCCACAACAGAGAGAUAGGAGACAGAGAUUGACAGAAGUUCACGAAAAGCUCAGCAAGUUAGUUUAGUCUUAAUGAGAAAAACAUGCAAAGGUAGAUUACUUCACUCAUUUGUUUGAGACCAUCUUAUCCAAGUAAAACAAAAAAAAAUGGUAUCUCUUUGUAUCACGUAAAGACCAGAUAUUCUUUGUUUUUCAUGAAAACCUUUCUUCUUAAAACAAUUUUUACGAAAAAAAAAAAAUGUUACGAAAAAUAAAUAUCCGGAACCCUUUUUUCAUUUAUUCGUAGAAAUACCAGGAGUAAGGGUUUUGAUUUUAUUUAAGUACAUUGAGUGCACUUGCACUGACACCGAUCAGCUGAUUUCUUGCAAGUGAUGUAAUGAUUUCAUUUCCAAAUGUAGGAUUUCAUGUAUCUUAUGUAUUGGAAAAAUUCAUAACUUCGUUCCAUGCAAACAUGAGUUUAAAAAACCCUUCCCGUAUAGUUUGUUAUGUUAUCUAGAAACCGUGCACUUGAUGUGUAUACCCCCUUUUUGUUACACGUUGUAUAAUAAUAAUUGCAUUAUAUCCUAACGUAACAUUGUUUUACCUCCUAGAUGUUUUCAAUAACAGCACAUUUUCAUAGACGAUAUUUAGAAGUAAUGUUUUAUUUUUAACAAAACGAAAAAAAAAUAUAAAAAAUAUUUUUCUACUAAAUAAUGAAUAACUUUUGACAACAGAGAGUGGUCACAAAUAGUGAGUAAGGAUAUUUCUUGUGCAGUUUCCUCUUACUUCAGUUUUUCGUGUUUUGUUUUAUUUUUCCUGCACUGCAGUGUAUUUGUAGGCAUUUCUUUGUUCGUGUAGGAUAUCAAUGACAAAGUCGAAGCUUGCAAGACUGAUUGCUGGUAACUCCUUCAAAAGGACAAUUCGUGUGAUAGAAAAAUGGAUUUUGAAUUCGACUAUUUUUGUAAUUUAAGCUUAACCCUAGCUUAUUGGUCUGUUUGUUUUCAUUUUCUGUACUUUAAAAGCUUUCUAUUGUGUGUCGUUAUAUCCAUUUUUGUGUCGUCUUGAGAUCUUUUGAAGAUUAUUUUGAGUGCAAUACUAAUAAAUAUGAAAACGAAUAAAAAGGAAUUUAAGGCAAUAUGUAGUGAGGGUAGAAACAUGCUGAGCAUGUCAUCUUGAGUAAGUACUUGAGAAUGAUAAAAUGAUAAAUGUUACAGUCGUGCGGGGAGUGCGGCUGCGGGCAGUCGGCUCCGUGGCAUGGUAACUAUUUAUAUAAAAAAUGUCAUACAAAUCGGUCCAGUAGUUUAAGAUGACAUACUCGUAUAAGCAGUUUUUUACUCAAAGUGGCCCACAACAAGUAAACAUUUUGAUGUGACUUUAUUUCAUUUGUCAUUUUGUGUUUGAAAUGUGGGCUUGCAACUAUUUAUACAUCACACAGAACUAUUUGUAUGGAGAUUGUAAUCAUUAUAUACCUAACAUUAUUAAUAAUCACAUUUUCACGCAUUUAAUAUUGGUAUUAAAUAAAUAUCUACCAUCAUUGUGAACUCUUUAACUGAGGCUUAAUAAACUCGUAGGAAACAAAUGCUAAUGAUUUAUAUUUCUUGUAAUUUGUACCAGAGUGUGUGGAAAGUUUGGGAGAUUAUAAUAAUAUUAAACAAUAACAUAGCACAAAAUAUUAAUACAAUUGCUUUGACAUCGCUGUAGACAAGUCAACAUCUUCAGCUUACACUUAGCUUAAUCUAGUUCGCACAGAAACAUUGGGACUUUGCGAAUUUUUACUAAGCCUCAGAUAAAUUCGCGUGUUAUACCUAUAAACGUAAUUACUCCAAUAAUAUACCUAACAUAUACCACGUACUCGUAUAACUACUAUAUUAAUAAAUAGUUUUAUACUAAUAAAUGUCUACUACGAAUGUUAUUUUAUAAUAACGAUUGAUCUAUAAUUAUAUUAUACAUAAUUAUAUAAUUAUACUAUAUUUAUAUACAAAUAAUUGGUAAAACGUAAUUCUAUGUAAAUAAAUUGAAUUAGAACAAUAAAUAUUGUAUUAUUGUGAUUAAACUAUUGUUUAUUAUGUUUGUAUAUUAGAAGCGUUUCUGUAUAAUAUCGCUGUUGUUCAGUUGCCGUGUUUGGUGUUAGAUAUAGUGUUUAAUAUAAUAAUUAUUAUGUGUAAUAAUAAUAAUGUGAGACCUGAUUUAGACAUUAAAUUAUUGAAUUCAUAUAACUAAAUAAUUCUUCUUGUAAUCUUAACCUGUUUGAUGUUAUGACAAAUUGUAAUAGUUAUUUCAUUAAAAUGGUUUAAUGAUGUAGUAUAUAUAGUAUAAACGCUUGUAGUAUAGCCGUUUACUAGAAUUUGUAAAUGUAUAAAUUAUACUGUACAUUUAUGUAUAAAUAGAGGUUUGAUGUUUUAAGCAAUGUUAGGUGAUUUUUAGAAAUUUAGUAAGCUUUUUUAGUGGACACUGCUAAUUUUACUAUGAGACAUAUAAAAGGUAACAACAUCUUGAUACAAGUAAGUUAAAAAAAUACGUAACAAAAAGAAUGUCCAUAAUUGAAUUAGCAGGUUAAAUAUAUUUCGAUCAACACAAGAUUCCUAUAUAUUGUAACAGAAGCAAUUUUUGACAUAUGAAACUUUGACUAUAUUCCGUACAAUUUACCAACAUAUCAAUGAAGUAACCUCCCAGUUUGUCGUCGUCGGUUAAUAUACGAUACGUACGAGUUUUAUAAGAACAGAAUACUUUCAUAAUGGUUUUGUCAUUUUUCUAUUUAGGAUGAAAGCGUUCUACUUAGGGAGUUCCCUUUCGAGUGAAGAAGUCCGGAGUCUGCUAUGAUUAGUAACAAUUUGUUAUAUGUAGUCUAGAUUUAUUUCUCGACUAGUUUUCUUAUCUGACAAAUUGGCCCAUUUUGGUACUUAGGUAGCUCAUAAAUCAGUUAUUCGUAGAUCGUAUGAACCCGAGGUAUUUGGUUAGUGAUUUUGUCAGAUACUCAUAUGUUUUGUCAUAUUUAGUUUAACUCCUGUAUCCAUUCGUGAAAGUAGAAACAGCUCCUGAAAUAAUUAAACAACUUUUAAAUAUAAAAUGCUCUAAUAAUUUAUUAGCAAAAUUGUAUUUUUAUUAUUUUUUAAUUACUAUUGUAGUAGUAGAUCUUCCUUUGUUAUCGUAGUGGUAAAUAAUUUGUUUUGUUUUAGUCAAAUUAAUUAUAAUUAUAUUUAUCAGGGUUAUAUUAGAUGAAAUUAGUGUUUCUGUAGCAAAUUAAUUCGUCAAUUGUUUCUUGUAAUAUUACGCAUUCGAUUUUGGUUAAUUACUUUUAAAAUAGAAUUAGUUUUAAAUGCACAAACUAGAUUUUAGUUAAGUUUUAAAUUAUAUAUUAUUUUAAAAUAAUAAUUAUUAUUUAAGUAGUAACUUUAUUUAUGUGCCUAUUAUUAUCGAGAUUUUAUUAUUAUUUUAGAGUUUAGUCAGUUACUAGAAGAGAUUAUGUUUAGUUUUAUAUAUUUAUGCAGGUUUUUGCUAUUAGUGUUAUUUAAAACGUUGCAAAGAGUGUUUUAGCCGUGGCGUACCUAAAUAGUUGUUUUCGCAGUUACAGCUGUAGGUAACAAUUCAUAUUGGAUUAAUAUUAACCUAACAUGCAAACACUAUUGUAUGUCAAAUAAAUAAAAUGUGAAAAAUA